AUGGGUAUGGUUGGUAUUGGUCAGGAUAUAACGGAGCGCAUCGCUCAAGAGCAAGAGUACAGCCGUCUGAUUGACACAGCCAACGCGCCGAUCUUUGGCGUGGACAUUAAUGGACGUGUGAACAUCUGGAACCGCAAGGCUGCUGAUAUUAUGCAGUAUACGAAUGAAGAUGUGCUAGACAAGGACCUAGUUGCCGAGUUUAUCUCGGAGGAAUACAAGGUGCCUGUGCGCAGCGUUCUUGAGAAAGCGUUCGAAGGUGUAGAGACGGCGAAUUUCGAGUUCCCAUUGAUCACAAAGGCUGGACGUCGUGUAGAAAUCUUACUGAACGCGACGCCGCGCUACAACGAGCAUGGCGAGGUGAUGGGUAUGGUUGGCAUCGGUCAAGAUAUUACAGAGCGUAUUGCCCAGGAACAAGAGUACACGCGUUUGAUCGACACUGCCAACGCGCCGAUCUUCGGCGUGGAUGCCAACAUGUGUGUGAAUAUCUGGAACCGGAAAGCAGCCCAGAUCACGAACUACUCGAUUGAGGAAGUUUUGGGCGAAAACCUGGUAGAAACGUUCAUCUCUCCCGAGUUCCGGCCUAUUGUCGCCGAAGUAUUGUCACAGGCACUGAAAGGUGUUGAAACGGCAAACUUUGAGUUCCCGUUGAUAACACGUCCCGGCACACGAAUUGAGAUCUUACUAAACGCGACACCUCGGUAUGAUUUAAGCGGCAACAUUGUCGGUGUUGUCGGGAUCGGUCAGGACAUUACGGACCGCAUUGCUCAGGAACACGAGUAUUUCCGACUGAUUGACACCGCGAAUGCUCCAAUUUUCGGUAUCGACACAAAUGGUCGUAUUAACGAAUGGAACCAGAAGAUCGAGGAGAUCACAGGCUAUCAUAAGUCAAGCGUUCUUGGCCUUUCGCUUGUUCACACAUUCAUUACACCGGAAUGUCGACAACAAGUUCGCCAGCUACUCAACCAAGCACUAAUCGGCAUUGACGUGGGUGAAAUGGAGCUUCCAAUAACGACGAAGCGUGGUGUGUUCUUACUGCUUCUUGUAAACGCGUCGAGUAAGAAAGAUAUGCAUGGAAACAUCCGUGGUGUGAUCGGUGUUGGACAAGAUUACACCGCAAGGAAGCACAUGGAGGCUGCUAAGGUGAAUUUCUUGGCCUCGUUUAGUCAUGAGCUGCGAACACCGCUAAACGGCGUAUUGGGAAUGCUCGAGCUGCUGAAGGAGCAGCCCCUCGAUAAAUCUAUUGAGAGGUAUGUACACAUGGCGUACGUGUCUGGAUCUCUCUUGCUAAACCUGAUCAACGACAUUUUGGACUUGUCAAAAAUUGAAGCUGGGCAUUUGGAAAUUUCGACGGCACCAUUUCAGAUGCACGAUCUGCUGGACUAUUCGAUCGAAAUAUUCAAGUUCAAAGCUCGAGAACGCGGACUUCAGCUUGAGCUGAAGUGUGGGGAUAAUGUACCAAAGGUCGUGAUUGGGGACGUUGUGCGCUUGCGCCAGGUUUUGUUGAACUUAUUGUCGAACGCAAUCAAGUUCACGAAUGAAGGCUCAAUCACGGUUGCGUGUAGCGUGGUGCACUCUUCUGAGUUACCACAACAAUUCAAGAAAUUGCUCUUUCAGGUAAUCGAUACAGGCAUUGGCAUGGAUGCAGAGGAAAAGAUGCGUCUCUUUUCGUUGUUUACAAAACUGGAGCGUACGCGACAGAACAACCCGACUGGCUCUGGUUUGGGUCUCGCAAUUUGCAAACAGCUUGCGGAGCUUAUGGAUGGAUCCAUCGAUGUUGAUAGCGAGCUGGGCGUCGGAAGCAACUUUUUCUUUACGGUGAUUGUGAGAUUAAUUGACGAGGUAGAUCCAAAGCACGCGUUUUACUCAUGUGGAGAUUGCACGGAACCGUCACUGGCGUUGUUGUCACCGGAUAAAGCUGGCGACAGCAGUGAAGUGUCCUCAGUACGAGUAGAGGUCCCAAGUCAGGCCCGCAUUUUAGUCGUUGAAGACAAUGAAUUCAACUGGGAAGUAGUGAAAUGUUUCCUUCAGCAAGACGAUCACUUGCUGCAGUGGGAAGUAAACGGUCGCGAUGCUGUGAAGGCUUACAGUGAGAACCAUACGGAGUUUGAUUUGGUAUUCAUGGAUUGCGAAAUGCCCAUAAUGGAUGGCUACACUGCCACGGCUACAAUUCGCGAGUAUGAGCAGGAACACAAUCUUCCACGCAUCCCAAUUCUCGGCUUGACUGCCUACGCCAUGAGUGGUGAUCGACAAAAGUGCCUCGACUGUGGCAUGGACGAGUUCAUGGUAAAGCCCAUCUCAAAGUUAAGUCUUCGUAAGGCGAUUCGGCAGUGGAUGCGUAUUCGCUAUCUCGGCGAGUACUCUGGUGCACUGGGAAACGUCCCUGGUUUCACAGGUCGAUCGCAAAACCCUGUGAAUCUGCAGAACAGGUCUGAUCCUAUGGCUAAAAGCUCAGUGCGAAUCUCCAUUCCGCCACUGAAUGCCCUCACUUCAACGUCAUCGUUCGGGGGUGACCUCGAGGAUGUCACACUUACGGGCGCAGUAUCAACUGCUAGACUCGCACCAGCAUCACGUCACAUGCAACAACUGGAUCUCGCUCAAGCUAUUUCGAAUUUGGAGCUUGACGAUCCUAUGUCGAUUGGUCUGCAAAGUGGCGGGGCCGUUCGAACAGCGACACCGACGACCUCGAUCUUUAGCCUGGGGCCGUCGGUAAAUAAUAAUGCGUCACGAACGGCGACCUCAAACGAGUUGCCGGAUUUGCUCCGGUUAUCAAGGAACACUAGCUGUACUUCUACAAUAAUGAGCCCCCCAGGACAGGAGAAGCACUCGUCUGAGACGUCAGCCACACUGCCUUGUAUCAAACUACCCUUUGCAGAGGGCACGACAAGCUCAGUUCUCGGUGAAGUGCGAUCUUCGUUGCCUAUAAAUCCAACGUUGUGGAGCCAUCCCCCGUUCAAUAAAAAAGACCUACCAACAGAGGAACCGGUCUGUUGGUCUGGACUCGCACCGAAGAAGAAGGUCAGCUUUCACGAAAACCUCGACUACGAAUCAAGCCAAUUGAGCACCAAAGAAGCGUACAGUACAAGUAGUGGUUGUGGCAUGCCAUCACUUUUGGAGCGCAUGGAAACUAGCAGCUCUGUCGACGACGAUGGUUCAGCUGCAGCUGCUGGCUUGCGUUCGAUUGAUCCGAUGGCCAUUGAGAUCCCCGAAGGAGACCCUGUGAACUACUCACUGGGAGUGGAUCAGUGUGGAGGACAAGAAGGGCUUUUCUUGAUGCUAUUGGAGAAGUUUGCGACAACGUUGGAGGCCAUCAUGUCCCGAGUUAUUAAAGCUCACGAAUGCAACGACUUUGCUACUGCUCGUCGUGAGGCUCAUUCGCUCAAGGGUUCAUCUGCCUAUGUCGCUGCCCUGCGCGUGUCCAAGUGCGCCUUCCGCGUUCAAGUUGCGUAUGAGCGGUUGAUAGCACAGCAGGUUAACGGCGAGGGUGCCGACACCUUGGCUGCGAAGGAGGUCGUAGACGACUCUGUGCGGUUACUCACGAAGGAGCAGAGGCUACUGCGCGGGUAUCUUCGCCGCAACUUCGAGUUCAAGUCCAGGUCAAACGCGUCUCAGGUGAGUUCUGGUGAACGUGGCAGUCAAGAUAAAGACAACGGCUCCUGCCGUGUGAUGUGA
Messenger RNA from Peronospora matthiolae, 3669 nucleotides. Lineage: Eukaryota; Oomycota; Peronosporomycetes; Peronosporales; Peronosporaceae. The record is from the annotation of a GenBank genome assembly.